AUCAUGAACCGAGGUAACCAAACGUAAAAUGGCGUCGUAGGGAAAACGUGAAACGAGCUAUUGACAAAUACAGUGAUUUGGAUAAUACAGAUUGGGUUCUCUGGCAUUGAAUUGAAAACUCAUUAAAGAAGAAUCACAUAACAGAAUGGCUGGAAUGGAUGAGAUGGAUGAUCUUCCAGAGGAUGAAAUGGAAGAUGAGAUGAAUGUUGGUCGGUUUGAUGAUGACCUGCAGAGGAAAGUAAUGCUUCAACAACAGAUGCUGGAAGCAGAGCGUCAGAAGGACGCAACCAUGAUGGUGUUCGCCCCACCCCCUGGAGUCCCACAGCCCAUGCAGCAGCAAAUGCAGGGUGUGCCUCCAGGUAUGCCCCAGGGGAUGCCACCAACUGGGCCUCCCCCUGUACCCCAGCAGAUUGCCCCACCGAUGCCCCCACAGAUGCCUCAAGGAGGCCCCCAGGGUCUCCCGCCUGUCCCCCAGCCUAUGGGUCAGGGUAUUGGCCCCCCCGGGCCACCAGGUAUGCCUCCUCCACAGGUGCCACACAACGUACCACAAGGUGUGCCGCAGUCCGUUCCCGGUGUUCCCCCACAAGGUGUUCCGCCUGGCGUUCCUCCGCGGCCUCCCCAGGGAAUGCCGCCAGGCGUUCCUCCAAAUAUCCCCAGAGCCUUACCUCCAGGUAUGGAGGAAGGGAUGAGUCCAGAAUUGAUGCAUAAGGUGAUGCAGCAGCAGCAGAUGUUGGAGAUCGAGAAGAUCAGGGAGCAGGUGAUCCAUUUUGACAGACCUCAUCAGCCAAUGGUGAUGAUGGAAAAUCAACAAUCAGGACCUGGACCUAAUCAAGGCAUGCCCCAUCCCAACCAGAUGUCCCAGCCCGGCCCGGCCCCCAUACAGCCGCCUCCUCCAGUCUCUCAGCCAGGCCCCCCACCCCAGGGGCAGAUGCCGCCACACCCGAUGGGGAUGCCUUCUUCAUCUCCAGCAGGACCCCCAGGUGUCCCGCCACAGGGCAUCCCACCACAGGGCAUCCCGCCCCACCCUCCCCAAGGACCCCCACAACAGGGAGUGCGACCACCACCUAUGAUGGGAGGCCCCCCAGGGAGUCAACAGCCACCCCCACAACACGGUGGACCUCCCCAACAACAUGGUGGACCUCCCCCACAACAUGGUGGACCUCCCCCACAACAUGGUGGUCCUCCCCCACAACAUGGUGGACCUCCCCCACAACAUGGUGGACCUCCCUCACAACAUGGUGGACCUCCCCCACAACAUGGUGGACCUCCUCCACAACAUGGUGGACCUCCCCCAAGACUGCCACCUCCUCAGCUGGAUGACAAACAGUCGAUGACGCCUAUGGAGCAACGCCCACCCCAGCCACUGCCCAAGGAAAUCCGCCUGCCCCAAGCUCUGGAGAAGGUUCUUGAGUUCAAGACCGUGCGAGCCCAGGAAGUGGGAGUCACCCCAGAGGAGCUGGAGCACCUCAACAAACCAGAUGAUGACGAUGAUGACCAAGACUAUGAUGAUGAUGAGGAUGAGAGACAGGAUCUGGAGGCAGACGUUGACGAGGAGGAGGAGGAGGAGGAGGAGGUCAAGGAAGCGCCGUCUAAGAGUGCCAAGGAGUCCAAGAACAAGCGGCGCAAGAAGAAAAAGAAGAAGGCAAAGAGAAGUCGCUUGCAGGAGCAAAAACUGCAGAAGAGGAUUGAGCAGGACUCCGAGAAGAGAGAUGAAGAACUAGUUCACAUAGAGUACGUUCAGGAGCAGCUGGACCUGGACCCCAUGGAUCCUAACUAUCACACCUUCGCCAUGAUAUUUGAUGCUUUCAAGAUUUCUGAGCCAGAGAAGCCCAAGGAACUGCCGAGAGCUGAGGAGAAGAAACCUGAGCAGAAACAGCCGGAGAAGAUGGUGCCGAAGAUGGAUGACAGUGACAGCGACAGCGAUGAUGAGGAUGCUCCGCCAGAGGAAGAAACUCCAAAAUUGUCGAAGAAGAAGAUGAAGAAACUGACGCGACUGAGUGUGGCACAGCUCAAACAGCUGGUGACACGACCAGAUGUGGUGGAGAUGCAGGAUGUUACAGCAAGAGAUCCCCGACUCCUCGUCCAUCUGAAGGCCACAAGGAACACCGUGCCGGUUCCCCGCCACUGGUCAUACAAGAGGAAGUACCUGCAGGGCAAGAGAGGUAUUGAGAAGCCACCAUUCGAGCUGCCCGACUUUAUCAAGGCCACCGGCAUACAGGAGAUGAGAGCAGCACUGGCAGAGAAGGAAGAUCAAAAGACGCUGAAGGCCAAGAUGCGAGAACGAGUCCGACCAAAGAUGGGCAAGAUUGACAUUGACUACCAGAAGCUCCACGAUGCCUUCUUCAGGUUCCAGACCAAACCCAAGAUGACAAUACAUGGAGAUCUCUACUAUGAGGGCAAGGAGUUUGAGACCAGAUUGAAGGAGAAAAAGCCAGGCAACCUGUCUGAUGAUUUAAAAGUUGCUCUUGGAAUGCCAGUGGGAGCGAACUCGGACAAGGUUCCCCCACCAUGGCUGAUUGCUAUGCAGAGAUAUGGCCCUCCUCCAUCCUACCCUAAUCUGAAAAUACCAGGACUCAAUGCUCCCAUUCCAGAGGGCUGUUCGUUCGGCUAUCACGCAGGUGGCUGGGGCAAGCCUCCAGUAGACGAGAACGGAAAGCCGCUGUAUGGAGAUGUGUUUGGUACCCAGGGAGGAGAGUUCCCAGCCCCUAUAGAGGAGGAGGAGAUUGACAAAAGUCACUGGGGAGAGCUGGAGUCAGAAUCAGAGUCGGAAGAAGAGUCGGAGGAAGAGUCAGACGAGGAUGACCAGACAGGCCUUGUGACGCCAGCCGAGGGUCUGGUGACUCCAAGCGGCAUGACAUCAGUACCUAUCGGUGUGGAGACACCGGAGAUGAUUGAGCUAAGAAAGCGGCGUAUCGAGGAUGCGAUGGACCAGGGAGGUGACACACCUGCUCUCUACACUGUGCUGCCGGAGAAGAAGACAGCUGUGGGCGGAGCAAUGAUGGGUUCCGCACAUGUGUAUGAUAUGACAGGGGUGACAGCCAAGAAGGUGGGCGAUAAGGUUCCUACAGAGGGCAUUGAAGUGUCCUUGAACCCUGAGGAGCUUGACCUUGACACUGCGGCGAUGCAGGCGAAGUACGACCAGACAGUACGGGAGCAGCAGUCGCAGCUGGAGAAGGAGGACCUGAGUGACAUGGUGGCUGAACACGCCGCCAAGCAGAAGAAAAGGAAAAAGCAGCAGCAAGACAGUGGCAAGUCAGCCAAGAAGUACAAGGAGUUCAAGUUUUGAUACACAGAUUUUAUCCGUAAUGCUUGUCUUGGUGUAUGUGUAUUUGCUGCCCGAUACUGAUCAUGUACCAAAUUAACUUCACAGCAUUUCCAUCGUUUUGAUUUAUUCUUCUCCUGAAAUCAGAAGAAAUCAUUUGUAUGAAGCUUGGAUUUUUGUCAGAAAUUGAGUGUGCAAGCCUCGUCAUGUUCCACAUUGCUUAUGCUGUGGUGCUCUAUUGUCAUCGUCUCCAUGACCAGUCUCAGACUGUGUGAAGCUAAAUUGUUUGAUAGGCAUUACUUAGAAGUUGCCGGAUGACAAGGUAGACACAAUUUUAUGGAUAACAACUUCUUUAAUACUUUAAAAAGCGAUGUUCGGUAUAGAUCCUUAUACUGUUGUCAAGCAAGACUGGCUUGACAACGGUAUAAGGAUCUAUACCGAAACUUCGCUUUUUACAGGAUUAAAGAAGUUGUUAUCCAUAAAAUUGUGUCUACCCUGUGUAAAGCUGUUUGUCACUGUUAAUUUCCCUUUGCUUCGAAGAAGUUGCUAUGUUGAAAAAGUAAUUUUUAAUGAUGUAUUGUUCAAUAUCUGACAGGUAGAUCUAAGAAAUUUCGUAAUUCUUAAAUUGAGGAAAAAUGGAUGCCACUCAUGCCAACCUUAACCAGAUCAAAUUACUGUAUGUCUGCUGUCUUGGAUUAUAUAUAUAUAAGAGUACCUCGAGGAGUGGAAAUCUGUUUCUGCUUGUUUUGAAGUAUAUUUUUAUGACAUAUAGUGUAUGACAAUGAAAAUAUUCAGAAAAUUCAGAUCCUGAUCAUAAACUAUUUCCAGAGGAGCUCCAACAAGAUCAGAAAUUCUGGUACCCAAUCAUCACUUUUCAUAUUUUUCAAAUAAUAACAUUGUAUGGUAAAUAGAAUUAUGCCUGCCAAAGAGGAAUGUCAGGACAUGUAUGGGGAAUAUUUAUCAAAUUGUAAUUUUUGGUACAAAUGUCCAAACAAUUUGAGUGAAUCUUUACUGCCAAAUUAUUUUAAUGACAUCAAAGGCAAAAGGGAAAUCAUCAGCUGAUGAAGAAUGUUUGUGAAUGUCUAUUCAUGUGUAAAUAUCAUAAAGGAGAAUAAACGCCUCCAAAAGGGAAA
Haliotis rufescens (red abalone) is the source of this 4395-nucleotide messenger RNA. Its product is annotated as splicing factor 3B subunit 2-like. Gene Ontology annotation, biological process: mRNA splicing, via spliceosome. Bases 146 to 3286 code for a protein of 1046 amino acids. The record is from RefSeq and is a predicted model, not a curated record. Gene Ontology annotation, cellular component: catalytic step 2 spliceosome; U2 snRNP; precatalytic spliceosome. NCBI's taxonomy places the organism in Eukaryota, Metazoa, Mollusca, Gastropoda, Lepetellida, Haliotidae. The transcript has 22 exons.